Molecule: messenger RNA, 843 nt
Organism: Laetiporus sulphureus 93-53
Lineage: Eukaryota; Fungi; Basidiomycota; Agaricomycetes; Polyporales; Laetiporaceae
Exons: 2
Coding region: 197-790 (197 amino acids)
Source: RefSeq, a predicted model, not a curated record
GCCCCUCUCCGCUCGACCGCUGAUGUGGACACGCUCACUGGCAGUUCUCCGGCUGCAGCCAGACUGCCGCUUUGCAAGACGCUCCCUCGCCGUCUUGUGGAUAUCGCGUGCCCACGUCUGGCGCAAUCACCGACGCAUUCGUGUCAUCAUUUGAGACGGAGCAGGUGCUGUGCUGCCCUCAUGAGGCCCGCUUGCGAUGACGAGGGUACGAGUCUCUCCCCGUGUCCGUCAACUCCGUCGACGGCUUCAACAUGAUCGCCGAGGACGACGGCGAAGCUAUGCUAGUCGGCACACUGUAUUUGCACCUUGCCCAUCCUGUUCUCGAACGCCUGCGUCCGAUGCAACCAUCGACGCUUCCCACACGCUCAACCAACCCGAAUCAGACAUUUCAAGACAGUGCACGGUCGCUGCCUCAACGUUGAAGACCCACUCCGUCAUAGCGUCGCGCACGCAUGCGAGUCUUCACCCCCACCCCCCGACCAUUGACACGAACGCGCUGACCAUCGUAUAUCGCGCCCCGGGGUUAGCGCAGACGAAAACGCUUUCACUUCGCCCGUGCCCAUGCACGUCUUUUCCCAAACAGCGCUCUGCUGCCGGCGCGACGUCCACUGAGGACCCGCCCAGACGCAGUUUACCGCUCUUCACCCGUCCACCAAACGCCCACGUCUCGCAAGACCAAACCCACCGCGCCGACACCCGACAGCAAACCUCCGAGCCGGACCUUGGACUUGGACACAGCGGCAUCCGCCGCUCCUCUCGACGACUCGCACCUCGCACCUCGCACAUGUGAACAAGAACCCGCGAAUCCGCGCCGACUCGGACCCGGACCUGGACGCUGCGGCA